Mastomys coucha (southern multimammate mouse) is the source of this 1414-nucleotide messenger RNA. Its product is annotated as vomeronasal type-1 receptor 4-like. The record is from RefSeq and is a predicted model, not a curated record. Gene Ontology annotation, molecular function: pheromone receptor activity. The transcript has a single exon. Lineage: Eukaryota; Metazoa; Chordata; Mammalia; Rodentia; Muridae. Gene Ontology annotation, cellular component: membrane. Bases 45 to 1103 code for a protein of 352 amino acids. Gene Ontology annotation, biological process: G protein-coupled receptor signaling pathway.
UGUCCAACCUGAUCCUUACACCAUUGUGCUAUGAAGCCAUCUCCAUGUGGUCUCAGAAUAAAACCCUGAAAAGCAUGGAAAAAUGGGUUCUUCAGAUCCUUUUGCUUUGCCAGGUUAUGGUUGGGACUAUGGGCAACAUCCUUCUGUUUGUCCAUAAUUUCUCUCGAAUCUUGACUGACUCCCGACAGAGGCCCAUACAGGUCAUUCUAACCAACUUGGCUAUGGCCAAUGCAUCCAUGCUCCUUCUCUUGCCAUUUUCAUAUGACAUGAUUGAUUUUGUUCCACGGAAGCCCCCAACUGACCUCAAAUGUAAACUUGGAUACUUCAUUCAUGGGCUGGCUCGAGGCACAAUCAUGUGUUCCACCUGUGCCCUAAGCACCUACCAGUUUGUCACUCUUGUUUCUGGUAGCUGGGCUAGGGUCAUGCUCAGAGAAACAUCCCCCAAGGUUCUAAGUUAUUCUUGUUACAGUUGCUGGUUGUUGAGUGCCUUAAACAAUGCUUAUAUUCCAAUGAAUGUCAGUGGUCCACAGAAAUCACACAAUGACUCUGAUUCUAAAGGCAUGUGGAUCUGCUCCACCUCUGGGUUUAGUGUAGGCAUGAGGUUCUUGAGGUUUUCCCAUGACAUCAUAUUCAUUGGCAUCAUGGUCUGGACCAGUGUCUCCAUGGUGAUUCACCUGAACAGACACCACCAGAGAAUGUACUACAUACAUAACCCCAAUCAGAACAACAGAGGCCAUGCUGAGACCAGAGCAGCCCACACCAUCCUAAUGCUGGUGGUCACAUUUGUUUGCUUAUAUGUUCUAGAUUGUAUUUGUACUUUAUUUCACAUUUCCUUUGUGGACUCUCGUCUCUGGUUGAGGCGUGUCAUAGAACUUCUGGCUCUAAGCUUCCCCACCAUUUCUCCCUUACUGUUGAUCUUUAGGAAUCCUAAGGGUCCUUGUUCUCUGCUCUUCACUGUGGGUCUGGAAAUCCAUAUGACUGGGAAAGCCAUUACAGAGGUCAAAACAUAUCCAAACCUUGAAAAAUCUCAUCUUGACACCCCAGGAAUAAGACUGAUCCUGUCUUGCUCUAGGACUGGAUUUAUCCACACACAGAGCCAGUAAUCCCCCAGCUAUGCCACCCUGAGGUAGUAAUGUAGCCUAGUGGCCAGGAUUUAGGGUAAACUUCAUAUCUCCUUAUAAGAACAUGUCCAGCUAGCACCAGGAGUCCUCUUUAUGCAAAUGAAGCAUUCCCAACACCUCAGCCUCUGUCAAUGAUGUACACUCACCCCAAAAACCCCUACCCACUCCCCAAGAGUUAUAUAGAACAUACCACCCUCAAUAAAGAUGUCUAUUUCACUGAAAACCAUCUUGAGAGAAAUCUGUUUCUCCUGGACUCACACUAGCUGAGAUUCUGCUAACAUGCCUGCACGAAC